UGAGAGGCUUCAGUUGCUACAUUUUUCCACAAUAACAUUGCACCAGCACCAACUUCAUUCUGGCAGAAGAAGAUUCAACUUGCUCGGUCAGUUGGGAUUUGCCUUUCGUAAAUAUCUCACUCUUGUUCCGGAGCUACAGACUGGCUUCUAAUACACACAGAUCAAUAAAGAACAAUUUCUGUUCUCGCCUGCUCCACUUUCACCACGAAAAUUCGCCGUGAACGUCAACAAAGCUCGGAGGAUCUCAUCAAGAACAACACAAUUUACCAACGACGUUCAAGGUCCAGCCUCCCUCCUCAACUAUGACAUAACUUUUCCAAAUUCAAAAUAGUUUGUGCGAAUUCAGUGGGUAUCAAUUAAAAAACUGUCUUUGCGAAUAGGUAUUGAAAUUAUAAACCCCCAGAUCUGUUUUGUGAGUUGUACAGUUUACGUUAUGUAAAAUGAUCGGUCGUUUUAAACGACUCGUUUAGAAUAUUCGCAGCAACUGAAAUUUUAAAGGAUCAGCAGGUGAAGAACACUGGUGUCGACCUGUAGAAGGGAAAACUUUUAAUUUUUAAAAUUUCUUCAGCCCUGAAAAUAUUUGUGUCUGGUUUCCUGUGCUACCGGACAUCCAUCUUCUUUCGUCUCAUCAUCGUCAAGAUGAGCUUUGAGUAGAACCAGAUGCCUACCCCAUCACGACGUCACUAAUCAGCCAGCAAAACGAAAAUAUAAAAGUCCAGAUUUUCAUUGCGGCAGGAGAACAUGCCGGAAGCUACCAUGGGGAAAGAGAAUAUCGUUCCGUCCUCUCCUAAAGGUCAUCAUGAAAAUGGAUCAUACCCAGAUUCUCCAAUGACAAAUGGGUCCUCUAAAGAUGUGAAACGGACCAAGGGAAAAAUGGGAAUGGCCAAAAUUCAUUUGUUGGAUGGAACAGUGUCGAACUGUCAUAUUGAUCGGAAGGCGAAAGGACAAGAUUUGUUGGAUAAAGUCUGCGAACUACUCGAUCUCUUGGAAAGAGACUAUUUUGGGUUAAAUUACAUAGACCGGGCAGGUUACACCGUGUGGGUGGAGGUAGACAAGAAGAUUUCCAAGCAGAUGAAGAAUGAUCCUUGGGAAUUCAAUUUUCAAGUAAAGUUCUAUCCACCCGAGCCAGCUCAGUUGCACGAAGAUAUCACUCGAUACCAACUCUGUCUCCAAGUGCGGAACGAUAUUCUUAAUGAGAGGCUACCCUGCUCCUUUGUUACCCAUGCUCUACUGGGAUCUUUUUUGGUUCAAUCCGAGAAGGGUGAUUACGACCCGGAAGGACAUGGAGAUUCCUAUUUACGAGAAUUCAAAUUUGCCCCAAAUCAGACCCCAGAGCUGGAGAUGAAAGUUAUUGAACUCCAUAAGACCCACAAGGGUCAAACUCCGGCAGAGGCAGAGCUAAUGUAUUUGGAGAAUGCAAAAAAAUUAGCCAUGUAUGGUGUUAGCCUUCAUCCGGCAAAGGACUCGGAAGGCUUGGACAUAAAAUUAGGCGUGUGUUCCACUGGGUUAACCGUGUAUAGAGAUAGAUUGAGGAUUAAUAGAUUUGCUUGGCCUAAAAUAUUGAAAAUCUCCUACAAGCGCCAGUAUUUCUACAUUAAGGUGCGUCCUGGUGAAUUUGAGCAGUACGAACCAACGGUGGUCUUCAAGCUUCCCAACCGAAGGGCAGCAAAACUUUGUUGGAAAACCUGUGUUGAGCACCAUACAUUUUUUAGGCUGAUGGCUCCGGAGCCACCAAUGAAGUCCGGUUUCUUUCCCCGAUUCGGUUCCAAGUUCCGUUACUCUGGUCGAACAUUUUUUGAAACUAAAAAUGCCACAAUUGACCGAGUUCCACCGAGAUUCGAAAGAAGCUUAAGUGGGAGGAAUAUUGCGUCAUCAAGGAGCGUGGAUGCGUUAGGUAGGCAUGGAUCAAUGGAAGGAUUUGAAAGUAGUAAACGGCACACAUUGCCCCCUGAACCAAUCCCUGUAAGUCCUUCAAAGGCUGACCAGAAAAAGGACAAGUACGGUUCACUGGAAGGAACUAUGACGGAUAGCUCGGAUGAAGGGGAAUAUGACACGAAAGACGGAGACUCCUUGGACGAAUUUCUUCAAGGCCCAUCCGGGUCGUCGUCCAAGGUGGAUGAGACGAGGAAACAAAUAUCGGCAAAGAAACCAAUAGGAGGUGUGGCUGUUCUCCCACCCAUAAGCUUCACGAAGGAGAAGAAGAAGGAGGGUAAGCUUCCCGAGGGCUUGGAAGUCGAAAUUGUGGAACCACCCAAAAAAGAGACGAGGAAGAAGAAGGACAAGGAAGCGAUGGCUUUGACCACGGAAUUUACCAACGGUGGCUCCGAAACUACUCCAUCCAAAAAGAAGACUGGCGGCUUCUUCAGUGGUGGCUUCUUUGGCAAAAAAGCAAUGAAUGGCAAAGCAUCAGAAGGGCCUGCUUCGCCCACAUCCCCAGAACAAUCUACUUCACCAUCCAGCUCGUCUCGGUCGCCCACGACGGAUCAAGAUCGGUCAAUGGGCUCACCCAGAAAUAUUGAGUACACAAAGGAAUAUGAAUAUGAGGAAAGGCCAAGUAGUGGUACUGGAAACAAGCAAAAGAAAAUCCCUGGAGGGGCCUUCACGUAUGAAGGGCGAGACCAAUCUGGAACUGGCAGCGAUUCUGUUUUGUCGAGUCCUGAAACUUAUGACAAAUCGCCCGGAACUCGUAAAUCUAAAGGUCUUGCUUUCAACUAUGCUCCAGGAGAUUCCGAAAAGUUGAAAGAAAGUGCUGAGCGAAGAAACAAGAUGAUUCAGGAUAUGGCCCAGGGAGCUGGAGGAGAUCAUGGUUCUCCACAAAGUACUGCUGGGAAAUACACGCCAGCCGGCACUCCAAUAACGACCCCUGAGAAGGACAAGGGCUUUGAUGUAGAACAGUUUAUAAACGAAAAUAGGGCUAUUUCCAGUCGGCCGUCUCCUGUUCCAACAAGUACUUAUCAGCAACCUCAAAUUAAGACACCCUCACCAACUCACCUCUAUACCCCAAGACCAUGGAGUUCUGCCAGUUCCACAAGUGGAGCCUACAACAAUCCUCCUUCCGAGCUAAGCACCAGUCCAAGAGAAAGCUCUAGAAUAUUGACCACCACCUCGCCAUACACUCCUCCUGACUUGAGUACCAGUCCAACUGCCAGAGGUUCUAGGAUGACGUCCUCAAUCUUUACACAACCCGGAUAUACAACAAGUUUUCUAAGCAAACCUCUUUCUCCCAUUCCUGGGGAUGGUAAUGGUAGUGGUAAUUCAGAUAAUCAGAGCAGAAGUUUUGGGGAACGUCGGGAUAACCUUCAGCCUUUAUCUACAUCAACUCCGUUUUCUAGUGUUAGCGGAAAUGGCUUCCGAGAGUUGAGUCCAAGUCGACGAGGAGACACGUUUUCAUAUGUUACGCCAUCAAGACCUUACCAACAUCAAUCUGCAUCAAUGAUAACUCAUCCAGGAACGGGGACAUUUCCUUCAUAUCACGUUGAGGAAACUCCGGAAAGGGGUUCAAGCAGCGUUGAUGACGAGGAGGGACUUGCACAACAGCAAAAACGGGUUAGAUCUGCAACUGGAAGCAGUUCUAGCAAUUCGGAUGAUGAUGAUAGCAUUCAUAGCUCGUCAAGUGAAGAUUAUACAGAAAACAAAGUUCCAGAAACGGGCGAGCUUCAAGACCCCCCUCGCAGAGGUAGCAGCAAACGAGGGAAGCGAAACAGCAGAAAGGGUGGUUCCAAUAUGGGAAUGAUUUUGGAAAACAAAGCAGCCCUAGCAGGCAGUGCUCCAAAGAUUGUGAAGUACACAAAAAAUAUGUAUUACUUAACGACCACAAAGCAAACGGUAGUAAAGGAUUCAGAAGGAGUUAGACACGAUGUGCAUGAAAAAAUUGAGGAUUUGACCCCCGGCGGAAGUGGUUUGGUCACAGUGUCCACGACGUCCAAAGAGGCCGAACCUCACGAAGGAAGUGGAGAUUCGGCUCCUCCGCAUAUUAAAGCCACCAAAGUAACCACUAGGAUGGCUACUUCCGUGGAGGACAAGGAAAAGAAUGCAACGACAAGUCAGAUUGAAGAGAAGACAUUUACUCACACCACCUCCACCCACGCCAACAGGACUGAACAAACAGUGGUUACUCAAGAAGUUAGGGCUACGGCAACGGUUGUGACUUCAGAUCAAGGGAGCGAUAGAACCAGCUCCAAUGGUAGAAGAGGUAGUUCAGACGGUGAAGAUUCAGGCACUUUAAUUGAUACUGUGCUUCGAACCGGGGGUACCGUGUCUACUUCUGGGACUGAGCCACCAAUUGUGAAGACAGAGAGUAUGAAAUACGACAGUGUUGUCCCUGGCUCCCAUGCCCAACCGACCACUCAUGUACCUGUUGUACAAACCGAAACUAGAAAGGUCGCAAUGCAGUCGGACGACGGGGAUUAUGUGGCGACUGGUGAGAUUGUGAGCUCUCAAACUGUGAGCUCUAAAGUUCGAACAGUUGAAACUGUGACAUACAAAACCGAAAAGGAUGGCGUCGUUGAAACAAGAGUUGAGCAAAAGAUAACAAUCCAAUCUGAUGGAGAUCCUAUCGACCAUGAUAAAGCACUCGCUGAAGCGAUUCAAGAAGCUGCUGCUAUGAACCCGGAAAUGACGGUCGAAAAGAUUGAAAUUCAACAACAGACAACUCAGUAACAAUUCAUUCGUCAAUCAAGAAUAAUAACAAGAAAGUACUAUAAAUAUUCGUCUCAUAAUGCAUUACGAAUGCAAAGCUUUAUGACAUCCCCCAAGACAUGUGAAAACUGGGCAAAACGAUGUCUGUGAAAGUAUCUCCUAAGAAAAUUCUAUCACAGCAUAACAGAUAUAACACUACACGAGUUGUAAUUCUUCGAAAGCGUUUAUUAUAAAUAGUGAAAGUUGUAGUAUCACAGCUAAAAAGAAUUUAUUAACUAAUCUCAGUUUUAAUCGUACAUAACAAUUUAAAAAAUGAAGCCUUUCAUAUGAAUUUGGUUUAAUUUCAAAUCAUUACAUUUUGAUAAUGAUAAGAGGUUUUAUUAAUUAUUAUAAGUAUGUAGUAUGUUAAUAAGAGUUCUACUGCUAGAUAGCAUUGCUCAAACUGCAGCGAAAAUUCUAAAUGAUCUAAUUCGAGUAACGCUUUUGUCCACGAAAUUGUAGGCAACGAUAUUUCAAUAUUGUGUAGCUACAUAUGUUGCUGCUAGUAAUUUAUUUGUUGCAAAAAACUAAAGUUACGUCUUUUACAAAGAUUAUCAUCGACAGCAGCUAUGCUAUCCGCUAUGCGAUAAUUUUUAUAUUGUCUCUAUUUAUUCAAUACUAAUUAUAUAUGUAGUUGCUCCUUUUUUAAACUACUUACGAGGCAACAUUUAACAUUACAUUGAUGAUGGAUGUUUAAAACUCAUAUACGCUUGGCAGCCUUUAUACACAUUCCUACGAGACUGCAAAAUCUGCUAUUAAUUUUUGUGCCAGUGAUUGGUGUUCUCGGCAGCUCUCAUUUUUGUAUUUGUGUUAAUGGCGUUCCAUCAAGCGCUUUUUUUUACAUGUUCUCUCUAAACUGUCUCUCUAUUAAUUCCUGGCAUUAUUUUUACACAUAUUGUUAUAUUAAUUAUGUGCUUAAUUUAUGACUAGUUUAUUAUGAUUUUCAAUUUCUCUUUAAUAUCGAGAAACGUGAAUUUUUAAUUACAUGACAUGGAAUGGACUGUGAAAAUAUUUUCUGUAUUGCAUAAAUACACUGCUCUUUGCAAGAUUUAGUUCAAGCUUAAUUAAAAAGUCAGAAGAUAAUGAGUUUUAGUGAAAAUCCGGUGUGCCACAUAUGUAAGAGCUAAAACGUUUAUUAUUUAAUGAGGGGUAUAUUGUUAUGUUGGCUAAUAAGUGAAAUUUAUUAUAAAAAUAUAUACUUCGUGCCCUUCUUUCCUUUCUGCCCUUUAAACCAUAUACACGUAUAUUGUGUAAAUUGCUUUAAAUUAUGCCCGUCUAUUUAACAUAGACUUGCAUAUUUACAUGUUUCUUCAAAUUAUUAGAACAUUUACUUUACGUAUUAAGACAAGAAAAUUAUUUGCUAGUAAGUUAAGAGUAGUAAUCUGUUUUUUUACUAGUUGUAAACUGAUUUUCUGAUCAGAGUUAGCAGCUAUUAAAUACUUGUUCUCUUUAUUGUUAUCAUUUGUCAAUCAGGUAGUUAUUUUGUAAUGUUAUAUUUAAGAAUCUGCUGCCCUAUAUCUUAACAAGGUGACACUGUAUGAUCAACCCCAUACUUUAUUUAAACAAUGCUUUAAGAACACUCAACGUUCGUACAAUUAUUAAGUUGCAUGAGCAUUAGCUGAACGAUGUAGAAAUAAAUACAAGAAACACGAUGUACGAUUAAUAUUGUUAAAAAACGAUUAUAGAGCUGCAAACCUAAAUAAAUGUUAAAUAAAAGAUUCUACCCAAAAA
Molecule: messenger RNA, 6408 nt
Organism: Folsomia candida
Lineage: Eukaryota; Metazoa; Arthropoda; Collembola; Entomobryomorpha; Isotomidae
Gene: cora
Product: protein 4.1 homolog
Exons: 24
Coding region: 742-4659 (1305 amino acids)
Cellular component (GO): plasma membrane; cytoskeleton
Molecular function (GO): structural molecule activity; actin binding
Source: RefSeq, a predicted model, not a curated record